Solanum verrucosum is the source of this 1004-nucleotide messenger RNA. Its product is annotated as xyloglucan endotransglucosylase protein 7-like. The coding region runs from base 42 to 914 and encodes 290 amino acids. Gene Ontology annotation, cellular component: cell wall; apoplast. The transcript is spliced from 3 exons. NCBI's taxonomy places the organism in Eukaryota, Viridiplantae, Streptophyta, Magnoliopsida, Solanales, Solanaceae. The record is from RefSeq and is a predicted model, not a curated record. Gene Ontology annotation, molecular function: hydrolase activity, hydrolyzing O-glycosyl compounds; xyloglucan:xyloglucosyl transferase activity. Gene Ontology annotation, biological process: xyloglucan metabolic process; cell wall biogenesis.
UUCUCUUCAACAAUAAUAUUUCAGCUAAUUUGAAAAAAAAAAUGGCUAAUUCUCAUUUACUUCUAAUUUCCAUUGUAUUAAUGGGCAGUUUAGUGGCUGUAUUAGCUGCUGGUAAUUUUAAUGACCUUACAGAAAUCACUUGGGGUGAUGGACGUGGUAAAAUAUUAGAUGGAGGUAAAGGUCUCUCUUUGUCACUUGACAAAUUAUCCGGGUCGGGUUUUCAAUCGAAAAAUGAAUAUCUCUAUGGAAGAUUCGACAUGCAAAUCAAAUUCGUCCCUAAAAACUCUGCUGGCACUGUCACCACCUUCUUUCUAUCGUCACAAGGAGAAGGGCACGAUGAGAUCGAUUUCGAGUUCUUGGGAAAUGUGACUGGUGAGCCUUAUACAGUGCACACCAAUGUUUAUUCUCAAGGAAAAGGAAACAAAGAACAACAAUUUCACCUUUGGUUCGAUCCAACUACAGCAUUUCACACUUACACCAUUGUGUGGAACGCUAACCGCAUAGUGUUCUUGGUGGAUGAGAUUCCAAUUAGAGUAUACAACAACCAUGAAAGCAUUGGAAUUGCAUACCCCAAAAGUCAACCAAUGAAAGUCUAUUGUAGUUUAUGGAAUGCUGAUGAAUGGGCUACACAAGGAGGUAGAGUCAAAACUAAUUGGACACAAGCACCAUUUACCGCCACUUAUAGGAACAUCAAUAUUGAUGGCUGCGUCGUUAAAUCAGGCGCUUCCUCAUGUGCCUCACGGUCCACUGAUUCCGCGAACAAUGCUAAGCCGUGGGAGACACAUGAGCUUGAUGCUAAGGGUCGGAACAGGGUCCGAUGGGUACAGAGCAAACAUAUGGUUUAUAAUUAUUGCGAGGAUUCUAAGAGGUUUCCUCAAGGAUAUUCACAAGAGUGUAAACGAUCGAGGUUUUAAGAAAUCGAAUUUAAUUAAUUAAUUAUCUAAGGUUCGAAACUCGAUGAAUAUGUACGUUGGUUAUGGGAUUGAUUGUUUUUGUGUGUGAAA